AUGAAUCCGAUUUAUACUUACGCUUUGAAGAUGGUGGUUCUCUCGGCAUUGUCCACUGGGGUCACUGCUAUCAUCAAGGGGAUCAAUCCGUCCAACCCUCCGUAUCAAACUAUGAAGGGCCAGUAUGGAUACAACCAAUGUGGCACUAGCGCUUCUCCCAGUAGUAGAUGCCAAAACGUUCACAUCAAAAGCGCUACAGACUUCUGCUUAUUUGGACCUCCAAGGUUUGCUGGAGUAUCUGAAACGGAGCGGGAGGCCGUUUCUUAUUGUACUAAACCCACGCACGGCACGCGAUUGAUUCCACCGGGCACUUUUAGUAGCGUGCAUUAUGUCUCGACGCCACACUACGUUCAGAUUACUGGCCGAGGCAAUUUCACCAAAAUAAAUGUCCCGGUCGAUGACGAUGGCGGUGAGAUGGACCCGAACAGUUGGGACAGCCGAGGAAACCCCAUCGGUGGUGUGGUAUUCGGAAAUGGUAACCAAUUCGUACAAUGGACCGAGUUUUUGCUCCCAGACGAAUUUUGUAUUCGUGCUUGUUACAAUGGCCCCGACGCGUGGAGAUAUUGCAAUCACGUUUAUGACUUGAUGGCUUGUCGAUGGAACAUCCCCGGUGACUACGGGCCAGGUUUCGAUAGCUGUAAGGGAGAUGAUGUUCCUCGCCCAAUGGGUGAAUACAAGCUUGCCAAUGGUUCAGUUUACACCUGGCAUCAAGAUGACGGGAAUCCGCCACCGCCGGGAGCACCAGGCAAAGUCAACUCCUGCUCUAACAUUGCUCCGCCGGGUAGCCUCUAUGCUGAUGUCAUCCAUCUGAGCGUCUCUUUGGUCUCACAUCCGUCUCUCUCUAUAUCAUCAAAACUGCAUUCUCGUUUCUCAAGCACACCUCGUGACGUUGCUCCUGGCGUGUCAUCUGAGUUAAGGUUCUUGACUCGCACCCUCAACUGUAUUGAGAGGGACAAAACACACAGAAAACGAUUAGGAAAAGCGAUGUUGGAUUGUGAGACUAGCGCAAAUGAAACCACCGUAGGCCUUGUUGUGAAGGCGCUCGAGAACAUGGCUACCAGAUACCACAUGGUAGACCUUCUUGCUGCCCAUAGAGAGCCUGUCUUGGAAGAUGACGACAUGGUAUGGGUUCACGAUAACUGGAAAUACGCCAGACAGGAGUCUCUAUCGACCGAUGAACUCAACACUCUGAACGCCCUCCUGUGCCGAGUGCAAACAAACUUUCUACCUUCACUACAACAACAACUCGCUGAUCUCUUGGGAUCACUAGACCUAGCCAAUCUACCAAACGAGCCGAAGCCAAAGCUUAAGGAUUCUCUAGACAUCAUAUCCCAACUCGCCGACACCGUGGCUCAGAUCAACGCUUUCGUCCAUUCCAUCGCCCCGAUCGCUGUCAAUCCAUUGCAGGACACCAGGCAUAUCGAUGGUACUUUUGGUAGUUUGAAGAGAUAUAGAUCUAGGAAACUGAUCGAUAAAUUCAAUCAUUUGAUUUGUUACACUAUCCAAUCAUUAUUCGACUCCCACCUCCUCUUUAUCCAAGCCAACUCGAAGCAUCCUCCGAUCAGUUCGCAUGGUGAAUCAUCUUUAAUUACCCUCGGGGAAAACGUGAUCGAAGCAACAGCUCAGUCCUCCGAUGCUAUCGACAGUAUAAUCAAAUGGUCAAAACAAUCCGAUCUCAGUAUUCUCCAAGACCACUACCAGGAACACGUUAAUCAUCUUGAUUCGACUCUGGCAGUCCUCAGUGAACAAAUCCUGUUAACAAAGCAAUCACAAAAACGCCUUAGAAUGAUUAAUGCAGGACAAUCAGACAUCGACCCUUCAAGAACACUCGAAGACCACCAAAAUGAAAAUGGGUCUCCGGACACCAAUCAACCUGAAAAUGAAAAUGAUUGGACAGAUGCCAGCUGGUCCAGUGGUCAUGCACAUGAUCAAUCUGGUACAAGCCUUUCUGCUGACUGGUCUGAAGCGAUUUCUCUAAGGCCGCAGCUUAUCAAGCUUGUCAAGACGACUAAGAGAUCCAAAGAAUCGACCACGAAGCUGGCUAUCUCAUUUUAA
Molecule: messenger RNA, 2055 nt
Organism: Puccinia graminis f. sp. tritici CRL 75-36-700-3
Lineage: Eukaryota; Fungi; Basidiomycota; Pucciniomycetes; Pucciniales; Pucciniaceae
Exons: 17
Coding region: 1-2055 (684 amino acids)
Source: RefSeq, a predicted model, not a curated record